Molecule: messenger RNA, 513 nt
Organism: Phytophthora infestans T30-4
Lineage: Eukaryota; Oomycota; Peronosporomycetes; Peronosporales; Peronosporaceae
Exons: 4
Coding region: 1-513 (170 amino acids)
Source: RefSeq, a predicted model, not a curated record
AUGGGCGCAGUACUCGUUUGCUUCGAAGAUCACGAACCUGACUUCAGCGAUAUCCGCCAGCGACGAGAGUGCUCGUUCAGCAAAGAUUCCCUGCUUGAUCGCCUGCAGAAGAACUGGAGCUGCGGAAGCCUCGGCGACGAGCAGGACGAAGAUGAAGACCCCAUCAACUGGGACUCCUUCCUACUGCAAUCCAAUAGAUCCACUGCCUCGUCAGGUAGUCGCAUGCUGUCUGCAUUCUAUAGUCGUCUACUGGAGGAGAACGACGACUGUGCCUUCUACUUCGACAUUAGGGGCAAACGUAUCAAAGGAGCGUAUCUGGAUCGAGUGGAGCUAUUGGACGACUAUUUCCUGCCUCUGGGACGGAGGCGAGCCCUCUCAACGGAAUCGCCGCCCCCAAUGGAGUCCCUGGAGAUGUACUGCUUCAGCGACGACUGCUUCUCCACUUCGUCCACCAUGACGACCGACUCUCGGUCGCUGCGCAAGCUGGGGCGCGCCCGCCCACACGGGACUUAA